Achroia grisella is the source of this 7018-nucleotide messenger RNA. RefSeq names its product protein hobbit (gene hob). NCBI's taxonomy places the organism in Eukaryota, Metazoa, Arthropoda, Insecta, Lepidoptera, Pyralidae. The coding region runs from base 1 to 6591 and encodes 2196 amino acids. The transcript is spliced from 38 exons. The record is from RefSeq and is a predicted model, not a curated record.
AUGAAUGUCAUUUUUAUACUGUUAUUUAUUUUUAUUGCUAUUUACUCUUGUGUUUCAUGGUUGCUCCCAACGUUACUAUCCUGGUUGUUCAAAAGAAAGUACCACAUCAGAUUAAAAAUUGGUAAAAUUUCAGUUCUUAAGUUUGUACUGAAAGACGUAAGCCUAUCGAAAGAUAGACAUUUUGUUCAUAUAGAUGAAUUAUCAUUCCGAAGUAGCUUCUUCAGUUCAGAAAUCAAUAAGCUAGUGUUGGUAGUUAUAAAAGGUGUUGAAGUCACCAAUCAUGUUGAGGAGAAAAGGAGUGUUGUCGUUGAGACCAUUCUCAAGCCAUUGUUGUCUAAACAGAACUCAAUAUCUAAAAGCGAAGGUGCUGACCAGGUUACCAACCUAAGCAACAUUGAUUCUGAGUUGAACAAAAUCAUCCAAAGAAAGAUACUGGACUUCAGAGAUAAGAAGUUGCCCCCAAGUCUCAUUAUGUUCGCUCAGUUUAUGGGUGUCCAUGUGUAUAAUGCUUCAAUUGCCAUCCACAAUGAAAUUAUAAACAGUGCAUCACUGAACUUCACUGCAUCAGAAGUUCACGCUGAUGGCGCUGCAGGCGGGCCUGCGAGAGCUCUAGUGUUCUCUGCAAACCUAGUUGAGUUUAGGGGAAAAGUCCUCACAGAGAAACAAUGUUUAGCUGAGGCAUGUUGCAGUCUGUUAAUAGAAGGGACUGUUAAAGCUGAUGGCCCUUUAAAUGUUGAGAAAAUUCAUGCGGUAAUAAGCAACACAACUGUAUCAUUCCAAGAUGAGAUUUACCAGUUCAUACAGAAGCACAAAGGUCGUAGAAAGAGCCUGGUCCAGUCAGAUCUGGGAGGAGAGGAUCAUAUGAAAACCAUAAUUCCAAGAUUAUCACCAGUUAUACCAAAGAUCUUCAGUUUGCGUGUAGACACAACGAAAAUUAGAUGCGUGAAUAACGUCGCCAAAACAAAUUUUGAGAUGUCACUGCAAAGUCUUCAGGUAAAUUCGAGGUUCAGUGCCGCUUCGGUGAUAGUGGACGACAGCGGCACCCACGUUACGGGUCUACCUCAAGUUUACGUGGCCUUCCAGAUGGACCAGUAUCAAAUGAAGACAGAUAACGAAAAAUUAUUGUAUCUACAUAAGCUCAAACUUGAUGCUAAACUGGAAAAAGGUGUACUGAAUCUGUACUUGAUAAUAAGUACUCUAAAAGUCACCUACAACCAUAGUCAGGUAUUUGAAUGGUACUCGUCAGUUAUGGAGAAGAUUAGAAAAUCAAGGGCAUUAGAACUUAAACCUAUUAUGACAAAAGAACCAUCCACGCCUGUUUGGGUGACUCGGUUAUUUGCGGCUUGCGUGGUGCAGGGCUGCGCCGAAUUGCGUGAGGUUCGAAUACACACACACUUGUUAGAGGAACGCGAAUUGGCUAUCGGCUGUGCUGGUGUCAAAGUCAAAUUGGAUCAACUUCUAGACACAACUAACAGAGAGGAGGUGCACAAAGAAGGCGGUGGCCGCGGGCAGUGGAGCGCCGAGCUGCUGGUGGACGGCGGGUGGGCCGCGUGGGGCGCGACCCCGGGCCCCGCGCCGCCGCGCCGCCGCCACGCGUGGGGCUCCGCGCUGCUGGCCGUCGCACUCGUCAAGUGGGGCAGCCACGGACACGACAACUCCAAGGUGGAAGCAAUGAUGGAUUGCCUCCGUCUAGAAUGGAGCCCUUCCAUCGCAAAGACCAUCAUAGCACUAGUGGACAGUCUCAAUCAGUACCGAUCCUGUACAACUACCAAUCGUCCAUCCCUUCCUUCCACCGAAUAUCCAAACAAUAUUACAAUAAAUGUUGCACUCUCACAUAUAAACUUGUUCCUAAUACUGAACGAGACGAUGUGUCUAAUGACCAGAAUCGAUGCAGUGACCAUAGAAAAGACUACGAGCAAAUCUGGCGCGGUCGUGUCAGGGCUGAAGAUGGUUGAUAUGGUGCCUUAUGAAGGCAAUGUACAUUGUUAUAAAUCGGACGAGAUCGUAUCGUCAUUCUUCUACAUCCGACUGGCGAGGAUAGAACAUGUGCCUUCGAAGCAAUCCCACUCAGCUCUUCUGGAUUUCCAGUUCAAAGAGAAUGUAGACUUUGAGUGGAGGGUUAAUUUACACCUCAAGAUGCUCACACUUUUUAGAGCCAUCAAGAGUUUCACAAAAGAAUUGAAGGAGAAGUCGAUACGAAAUGACACGGACACUGCGGUGAGAAGAGGGAGACAGUUAGACUGGAAGAUCUCUUUUAAGGGAGAAACGAAUGUAGAAUUAAUAUUGUCAAAGGAAAAUAACAUGCUGUUUGCAACUGAUGACCUGACCGUAUCGUACGACCACGAUAAUGGCUUGUCCAUAGUGUGGAGUCUGCUGAAGAUGGUGCUGAACGGUGACGAGAUUGUCACAGUCGAGGGCUACUCGAUGGAACGGGUCGCUGAUGACCACGACGUCAGAGUGGAGAGGAAGGCUAACGAAGGGUUCACGCUUAUGUGGAAUAAAAUUUGGUCGGUAAAUGUGGAUUCUGUACGUGUAAUAUUCCCGUAUAAACAUCGGUUUGCUGAAGCCGUGCAGGGCGACUUCGUAACGCUGUUCAAAUGGAUUAAAUUCGUUCACGGUAUACAGAAGAAACCGUUUACUGUGGAUAGCCCGUUGCCUAGUGACUUGCAUAUCAAGAUUGAGGAGAUCCUAAUUGAAAUGAGCGAUGAUCCGUUUGAAGUGAAACUGCGCGACAACUAUGAACUAUUAGAGGACGAGUACAAGGAGAGUCAGAAGCGACGCACAAUGUUGGACGCCAAGGUACAGAAACUGUGUAAGCCGCCGCUGUUCCUGCCGUCGGGCAAGGUGGAGGAGCUGUACGCGGCGCUGCGGCAAAAGGACGCGCAGAUCUACGUCCAGCGCAGCCGCGCCGCGCCGCCGCCGCGCCGCCGCCUCGUCGCCUGCACGCUCGCGCGACUCCGACUGAUCGCGCUCGCAGACCCCGCGCUGCACGGCACCGAGCACGCACGCGCGCGGCUCAGGGAGCUCGACGCAGACAGCCCGUGGCCUGAGGACGGCGUGGAGUUCACGACGCUGUGGUGCCGCGCCAUCUCGAUGAGCUGCUCUCAGUGGCAGCUGCUGCUGCGGGACUUCCCGCAGCCGCUGCUCAGCAUGAGCGACCUGCGAAUGUGGGGCACACUACUCGGCGCCGAAGAAGUACCGCCUUCCAGAGCGGUGCGCACGGUGGUGGUGCAGCAGGGCGCGCCGUGGGGCGAGGUGCAGCUGGAGCGCAGCAUGAUGCCGCUCAAGUGGUACUACGACCUCUGCUGCGAGAUGGCGCAGUUCAGCUAUGCCUUCGGACCCUGCUGGGAGCCCGUCAUCGCACACUGCAACCUCGCAUUUGAUCAAGUUUCCCGGCCUUCGUUAGACCCAUCCGCGCCACUCGCGUGGUGGGACAAGGUACGACUUUUGAUGCACGGCCGUCUCACCGCCAACUGUGCUCGAUUUACUUGUCUCCUACACGUGUCACUCGACCCCUACAACACGACCGAAGAGAUGGAGGUGACCUGGACUGAUCUCGUACUGGAUUGGACUAAUGGUCGGAUCGGGUUCCUGGGCGAGCUGAACGUGUUCGUGCGCACGGCGAGCAAGUACGACGACUGCCGCGUGCUGGCGCUGCCGGCGCUGCGGCUGGCGCUGAAGCUGGGCUGGCAGUGCGUGGGCGACCCCCGCGACCACCGCGCCGCCGCCCCCUGCGCGCCCACCAGGCUGCCCGAGUACUCCAGCAACCAGGAGCACGAUUCGUACCGGGCGUUCCGCUCCCAGGGCUUGGACAUACAUGUGAGUAUGGACACCAAGCCGAUCGAUGGAGAGGGACCAGUACUGCUAUUGUAUGGGAGUACGCUGAGAUGGUUCGAGAGCCUGAAGCUGAUCCUGUCGGGGGUGACGCGUCCGACGCGGCGCGGGCGCGUGUUCCAGAACGUGCGCCCGCGCAAGCCGCAGCUGUCGCGCCACUACCGCAACGUCAGCGUCGCGCUCACGCUGCACAACCUACAGGUGUUUUACUGGUCCUCAUCGUCUAUGCAACGCGGCAUCGAGAUGCUCGGGGUCCGAGUCACGUGCGGCUCCAAGCAUCGACUCUCACUCGUCGCCGCUAACGACGGCCUGGUGCGGAGACCGCGGGCUAACUGGACGACUGUGUAUAUGAAUUGCGAUCUUAACGACGCGGAAAUAUGGCUCAAAACCGCGGCAGCUGUGUCUCAAGACAAGGACGGUGAUGAGGCGGGCGCGCGCGGCGACUGCACCGGGCCGGCCAUGGAGAAGUGCUACUGUCUGUCCGUGCGCCGCGUGUCGUACGGACGCGAGGGGGCGGCGGGGGGCGCGGGGGCAGCGGGGGGAGCGGGCGCAGCCCCCACUCACAGGCUCACCGUGCACGACCUGCGCGGCGCCUGGACCAAGCUCAACCGGGACAUUGCCUUCGCGCUCGUUGACACCUACAUCAAGACGCAGCAAUUGAAGAAGAACCUGUCUACAAAAGCUUUGAAAGAAGAGGAGAAUCCAGCAACAUCGCCAAAGCAUCAGCGGGAGGCUGACGUUGUAUCGCCACCUCCCAAUGCCAGCGCACAGGGUGGAGCGGGCGCGGGCGCGGGCGGGUCGGGCAUGCUGGCGGCGCUGGUGGCGGAGGCGGGCGGCGAGGCGCCGGUGGUGUUCAGCGACGAGCUGGCCGGCGACCAGGGCGCGCCGCCGCCGCUCGCGCCGCACGCGCCGCACGCCCGACACCUCUUCGACGACGACGCCGCGCACACCGCCUGCCUCAUCGAGCUGGUGAACUCGCAAGUGGUGCUGAAGGGGUGCGAGACGCGCGGGUACGUGGUGGUGUGUGCGGCGCGCGCGGAGGUGCGGCAACGAGUGCGGGCGGGCGGCGGCGGCUGGCGCGGCUGGUGCGGCGCGCUGUCCGCCAUGCGCUACUACGCCACCGUCAGCGCGCGCGACGCCGACCACCUCGACGAGAACAUCCAAUGGGUGUCGGUGGAGGAGAUCGAGGAGCGGUGGGCGGGCGCGCUGGGCAUGGCGGCGCUGGUGGCGGGGCGGGCGGGGCGGUCGGUGGGCGCGGGGGCGGGCGGGCCGCAGCUGCAGCGCGUGGUGUCCCGCUGCAGCUGCGAGUUCUACUUCCUGACGCACGACGCGCGCGCGCACGCCUGGCCGCCGCACCACCAGCCCUACGACUCCUUCACGCUCAUGCACCACGACCUCGACGUCUGCACCAACUCGCUACAGUACGCGAUGGUGCUGGACGUAGUGAACAACGUGGUGCUGCACGUGGAGCCGGAGCGGCGCCGCACGCAGGACCGCCGCGUGCGCACGCGCUUCCAGAUGCGGCUGCGGGAGGACCCCGACCCCACCCAUCUCAUACACAAGCUGCAGACGCAGGCUAGAGAGUCAUUAGCGCGGCUUCGUCGGCUCGAAAAGGAGUAUUACUUGAAGAACCGUUCCAUCACCGGCGACGAUCCUGUAGCUAUCGAGGAACUGAAGAGUCUCGACGAUCAGGUGAACGAGUGCAAGGAGAGCGUGUGGUCGCUGGGCGAGGAGCUGGACGCGAUGGUGCGGGCAUGGCGGGAGGCGCGGGGCGCGGCGGCGACCCCCGCGCCCCGCGUGCCGCACGCGCCGCCGCCGCGCUACAACGAGAUCUGCUUCAAGUCCGCGCGCUGGCGACUCACCGACGCCGACGGACAGCUCGGCAUCGCUGACCUGCUGCUCACCAAUUUCCUGUAUACUAAGACAUCAAGGUCGGACGAUAUGGUAGAGCAUCAGUUGGAAGUGGGCUACAUGCGUGUCACCAAUCUAUUACCGAACGAACCGUUCCCAGAGGUGCUGGUGCCGGCGGCGCCGUCGGGCCGGGCAGCACUGGCUCGCCGCGCGGCGCUGCGCGUGUUCUGCCGCGACCGACCGCCCGUCGGCGGCAUCGCCGUCAAGGAACACUUCGAAGUCAACAUCGUGCCCAUCAAGAUAGGUCUAACCAAAAAGUUCUUCAACACAAUGCUGAAGUUCUGUUUCCCUGAACGAGACCCUGACUCCAUCGAAGAUGGCGAGGACGAGGAUGGUGCCCUAAAAGCUGGUACAUCGAGUAACACACUCGUCUCCACCGGGUCAAAGAAGGUCAAGAAGAAGAACAAGGACUCCAACUCUAACUUCUACGUGAAAAGAGACAUGAAGGACAAAGAUGAUGUCGAGAAGAUGAAGGAGCGUGCCGAGAAGAACAAACUGUUCAUCUACAUCAAGAUACCAGAGGUCCCCGUCCGCGUCUCGUACAAGGGCAGCAAGGAGAAGAACCUGGAGGACGUGCGCGACCUGCCGUUGGUGCUGCCCACCCUCGAGUACCACAACGUCACGUGGACCUGGCUCGAUCUACUGCUGGCCACCAAGACCGACACCAGGAGGGUUAUACUGUCUCAAGCUAUCAGACAAAAGCUGCAGCUGCGCAGGAGUGCAGCCACCGCGCCCGAGCCUCAGGAGGAGGACAAGGCCAGGCUACUGCUGGGCGAAAGAACUGUGACAGAGAACAAGCCACAGAAGAAAAGCACGCCCAGCGUAUUCAAGUUUUCCAAAUCGUAGCUUAAGUGGGACGAACGUCAAUUGAAUCUGAACCAAACAUUAAUUUACAUAAGGUUACUUUUCAAAUGUUUAUUUAUUAUAUUUACUAGAUAUUAGACUAUUUGUUGUAUUAGGGCCUUAUUACACUAUCAAUGUAUGUAAGAUACACUUGUUAUGGUUUAUAUGAUGGACUUUUUUGCACAAAAGGUUUAUAGUAAGUGUUGACUUCUAAAGGAAAAGCUAUCUUAAAUUUGGCUCUAUAAAAUAUAUAUAUAUUUGAAUUUCUUUAUGUUCCUCAAACAGUUUUUGGAUAUAAAAUAUAUAUUUAUUUACUGUUUGAUGUACUCUAAAAGUUAUUAAAUUAGAGUACGCAAGAAAAGAUGAUAUUAUCUCUAAAAGAGAUUGCAGCAACUAAAAAUAAUACAGCGUGAGACAAAAAUUAAUAAGA